This is a messenger RNA of Linum tenue, 267 nucleotides long. Lineage: Eukaryota; Viridiplantae; Streptophyta; Magnoliopsida; Malpighiales; Linaceae. The record is from the annotation of a GenBank genome assembly.
AUGCUAGCUCAAUUGAUGAUAAUAAGGAAUGUUGGGAUGAUUAGAGUCAUGUCCUGUGAUGGGAUCAAAGCAAGCAAGGACAUGAUGAACCUGCCAGACUCUCUAAUGGAGGAUGGCAACGGCAUCUUUUUCUCUGGUUUCCUUGAGAAGGCCAAACUGUCAACUGCACUGAGGUAUGGUUCUGCCAAUGGAAUGGAGGAGGAGGAGGACCACAAAGGAAAAAGGAGUGGUCCACCCAUUCUCAACGGUCAGCACAGGCAGAGGUAG